Molecule: messenger RNA, 827 nt
Organism: Ziziphus jujuba (common jujube)
Lineage: Eukaryota; Viridiplantae; Streptophyta; Magnoliopsida; Rosales; Rhamnaceae
Product: probable ribosome biogenesis protein RLP24
Exons: 4
Coding region: 1-576 (191 amino acids)
Biological process (GO): ribosomal large subunit biogenesis
Cellular component (GO): nucleolus
Source: RefSeq, a predicted model, not a curated record
AUGUUCGGGUUUUCUUGUGAAUCAAAUUUAGUUUUAUUUUCAUUUUGUCUGCGUUUCUCCAGAGAAUCAAGUGAGAUGAGGUUAGAUAAGUGUUGGUUCUGUUCAUCCACUCUAUAUCCAGGGCAUGGCACUCAAUUUGUCCGCAAUGAUGCAAAGAUUUUCCGCUUUUGUAGAUCUAAAUGCCACAAGAACUUCAAGAUGAAGAGGAAUCCUCGUAAAGUAAAAUGGACUAAAGCAUACAGAAGGUUACAUGGAAAGGAUAUGACACAGGAUUUUGCCUUUGAGUUUGAAAGGAAGCAUAAUAGGCCGGAGAGGUAUGACAGGAAUGUAACAGAAAACACUCUGAAGGCCAUUAGGACGAUCGAUAAAGUCAGAGUCACGAGGGAGAUCAAGCACAUUGAGCGCAGGAUGACAGGAAAGAAAGCCAAGGAACUCCGUGAGGCACAGAAGGAAUUGGAGCAGAAUAUCAGUCUGGUUAAAGCCCCAGCUGUUCUCAGAGAAGACCCAUCUCUCACACUUCCAAUCAAACUCAAGGUCUCCCAAAAGCAGGCGGAGGCCCACCUCAUGGAAGAAUGAGUCAAUACAUUACUCUAAGAGAUCCAUUUUGUUAUUCCUAUCAAUGGUAGAAAGUGAAGUAGUAGAAGAUACACCAGCCCUUUAUGUAUAUGGUAUGGUUUUGGAGUGUUGAAUACUAGAUAACAUAUUUUGAAGCUUGUAAUUAAAAUAUUUGAAAAGAAGCAUUUCGUUUGAUUUUACCUGAAAGGUUCAGCAGGGAUUGGCAUUGUUGUUAUUCAGUGUUGAGAAUGAAAUUCAUGGAUUCAUUGGCA